CUCUAAACGUCAGUGUCAAAAUCAUAUUUUAGACAAAAAUAGUGCUUUGGGUUUUGGGUUACGAAAAAUUAAUAAAAACAUAAAGAAAUGUACACAGAAGUUGAUGUAUUCGUUAGUAAUUAUACUCUAAUUGAUCCUGAAAUAUACCAGCUGUGGAUUGAGGGAUGUUCUUCGAGUGAAGCGGUGUCCACGCUACACCAGCGAGGGUUCGCCAAGCAGCAUGGAGCGACGGUGGAGCUCAUUGCCAGCGAUGUCUUGGAUCAUUACAGAACAUUCGCCCUUCUAGAGCGUCUCCUGACAGUUCCGUCGAAGCUGUCCGAACAGAUGGUGUUCCAGAUCGAUGACGCCACCAAACAGAUGCUCAUUGAGAAUCAUCUACCCUAUUAUCCCUGCGUGUCCCAGGUGGCGGAGCGGUCGGGCGCGCCGCUGCGCUGCUGCCGGCGGCAGUUCGACAACGUGCGGCGCGUGUUCAAGGCGGUCGAGGAGAUGCCGGGCAACGUCGUCGCCAACAUCCGCACCACCUUCCUGCUGUCUGAGCCGCUCGCCAAGAAGUACGGUGCAGUGGUGUUCAUAGCGUGCAUGCGGUUUGAGACUGCCAAGCGGAAACUCACGUAUCUGACGUUCAAUGAUUUCUACCAUUGCGCCCAGGCGAUAAUGUCGUCGUGGACGUACAGCUGCACGGGCCCGGAGUACUACGACACGGAGAUGGACCGCGAGUUCCUGCUCGAGCUGCGCGAGCUGCGCAUCCUGCUCGACAAGGAGAAGGAGCAUAAGCAUUUGAUCUGCAUGCGUCUCCGUCCGAAGUUGUUGGAGAAAUCUUACCAGGAACUGGAACUGAAUUUCAGACUAUACACCCGCGCCCUGGUCGGCCUGGCUUGCAAUCUACACCGCGGCCGAGAAUUGAGAUCCUUAUUCAUCGAUCUUCUAGAGAGAUGUGUAGAGCCACUUAGAUUGGGAUCCUGGCCGAAGACGGAUCUGGCGCAGUUUCUGUGCGCAUACGAACAAUGCGCGCUACAGAUGGAUGUGUUAAGGGAAGCUGAUUUGAAGAGCGUUUGGGAAAGAUACAUGAGAGUUAUAAGCCAAUGUCUGCUAACUAUGUAUCAUAUAUAACUAUUCAUAUAACAUAACUAUAUUAUGUCAUAUUUAAGUCAAAAUUAUAUAUCAAAUAGACCAAAGAUACAUUUUUAAAAUGUCAAAAAUUUAAAUUUAAUCUUUUAAUACAUACAUACAAAUGAGACAAGCCCGCCACAACCUCCCAUACCGCUGCAACUCCUGUGCACCAGGAUCUACAGUAGAUACAACCAUGUAAACACCGGAACACUGAAGUCCAACGUCCCAGGGACAUGAAUGACUGUCUUGGAUCCCGCAACGAAAUAAAUCAGAAGAUAUUAUUAGAGGAGAAGAAAAAGAAAACGAUAGUUUCCACUUCCCUCGGUGAAUUUAAUGCAGGAGACAGAAUGACUUAAGCCUUAAGGCACAAAAGAGACUGCACAACUGGGAGAAGCCCAGUCGCCAAGUACCACGGGAAUUUGAAUUAAAAGUAAAUAAAAAUAUUCAUGCAUCUGAUCUUAUCUAGAGGAGAUUUUAUCACAAUAUCUUUAUAAAUCUUAAUAAUCUGGUACACAAAUAAAUUAGACCUAAUACUAAGAAACUUCGAUUCAUGGGCUUUUUCGGUU
Molecule: messenger RNA, 1676 nt
Organism: Spodoptera frugiperda (fall armyworm)
Lineage: Eukaryota; Metazoa; Arthropoda; Insecta; Lepidoptera; Noctuidae
Gene: Fibp
Product: acidic fibroblast growth factor intracellular-binding protein
Exons: 10
Coding region: 88-1110 (340 amino acids)
Cellular component (GO): nucleus
Source: RefSeq, a predicted model, not a curated record